Molecule: messenger RNA, 534 nt
Organism: Colletotrichum acutatum
Lineage: Eukaryota; Fungi; Ascomycota; Sordariomycetes; Glomerellales; Glomerellaceae
Exons: 2
Coding region: 1-534 (177 amino acids)
Source: RefSeq, a predicted model, not a curated record
AUGGCUCCUGAAGGCCGAGUUUCAAUACCUUGGCUGGAGCCUGUGUACCUCACGAGCGACUCUCGCCAAGGUAUAAGAACAACCGAUACCAUGUCAGCAGAGUACGGCGACCUUGAAGUAGCGCAUCCUGUCAAGGAGGAGAAUCGCUCCGGACAGCAACAUCACCAGGGCCAAGUCAAUGCCCAUGAGCUUGCCUCAUGCAACCAGCAUCCUCGUCAAGAUCACGUCACCUCUGAAGGCGGAUUACGAGGUUGUGGCAUCGGGCAAGUGACCUUCUGGGUCGGGCUCACAGCUGCAGCCUUUUUGUUGGGCGCAAUUGCAGCGGCAGUAGUCGCCGGAAUGACAAGCAAGGCGCUCAAAAAAACAAGACAUGAUUGCGAAGCCAUCGUUAUCGCCUUCAUAUCUGGUUCUAACAACCCUAAGCGCCAUAUCUUCAACCUCAUUUGCAACAUCCACCAUUACAUCGAUUCCACUAUCAGUCAGGGCUUUGUCGGUUCAGGGAGGAGUCAUAACCAACUGCCCUUAUCUCAAUGA